Paramecium octaurelia is the source of this 704-nucleotide messenger RNA. NCBI's taxonomy places the organism in Eukaryota, Ciliophora, Oligohymenophorea, Peniculida, Parameciidae. The record is from the annotation of a GenBank genome assembly.
AUGAAAGAGUCUUAAAUCUUUUUUACCCUAACUAAACAAGUAAAUUAUGGAGAGGCCCUCUAUUUAGUCUUCGAUUUCACCAAUUGGGAUUUAACAAAAGCUUUCCGAAUGGAAUGUUCAAAGGUAUUAUUAUAUUUCAUUUAUUAAUAGAAUGAUCAUUGGUCUAAAGUAAUUGAAAUCUCUGGUUCUUCUUUUGAAUACAAGUAUGUGAUUGGACCAUACGACAACUUAAUGCAGGGGGAAGUAGUGUGGGAGGAAGGGCCCAAUAGAUCCUCUGAAAACUUGAAGUUGUUGGAAAUGAGCUAGAGUAAAAUUUAAUUGGAUGAUGUUUGGGGAAAAAGAAGUUUGAUGUUCUUCUUACUUGACAAAAAAUAGAAAGGUAAAAGUAAAAAGAAUCACGAACAUGACAUUUUAUUAUUUGGAUAGGCGAAGGCCUUGAAUUCACCAGUUAGAUUUACCAAAUGUUAAUUAACUCAAAAUACAGAACUAUACUUUGUUAAUUUACAACUUGAACUUGAUGAGAUUAUCAAUUCCAAGGAAGUUCAAAUCUACAUGAAGGUCCAAUUAAAAAAAAGUACUCAUAAUAUCAAUUUUUAGGAUAUAUAGAAAUAAUCUCUAAAAGUAUUAAACUUAACUUCAGAAAUUCACCUGUAAAUAUAUGCCAAGAUAUCUUAUUAGACUCCAAGUAUUAUCUUCUCAAAUGA